Messenger RNA from Melospiza melodia melodia, 2681 nucleotides. RefSeq names its product gem nuclear organelle associated protein 8 (gene GEMIN8). The coding region runs from base 160 to 879 and encodes 239 amino acids. The record is from RefSeq and is a predicted model, not a curated record. Gene Ontology annotation, biological process: spliceosomal snRNP assembly. NCBI's taxonomy places the organism in Eukaryota, Metazoa, Chordata, Aves, Passeriformes, Passerellidae. The transcript has 5 exons. Gene Ontology annotation, cellular component: SMN complex.
AGGAAGGCGAUGUGGGAGCCCGGGCGCCUGGAGGGGCCAAGGCCGGGGAUUGUGGCCCAGGCGGUGGUUGUGGAGUUGCUGCUGUUGUUUUAAGGACAUUGAUGUGAACAUCAUAGUGAUAGUUCACCUUGAUCAUCACCAGAACAAACUCCACAAGAGAUGGAGGACACGGAGCCGUGGUACUCUCACAAGGUGUACGCCAGGUACUGGAGACACUAUGACUCAGCCAUGCACUGGAUGCACAGGCACCAGAAAGCCUACAGGAGAGCCAUGGAGUCCUUGUACUGCCUGCCAUGGCAUCCCUGGCAUCCUGCUGCAGCCUCUCCAGGCAGCCACUACUCAGAUUGGCACGGGAAUGAUCUCCCACAUAUCCAACACUAUUCUUCCAGCUACAGACCAGAUGUCAGAGCUCCGUGUCAUGGGGGAGCUCAGCAGUACGCAGGUGCCUACCAGGAGAGGGAGGAUGCCGAUGAGGACUCCGAAAUGGAAGAGGAUGCUGAAAUGGACUCUGAAAUGGAGGAAGACUCUGAGUCUGAAGGAGAGAUAGAAUAUGACUUGAGUAACAUGGAGAUCACAGAGGAGCUUCGUCAGUUUUUUGCAGAGACAGAGAGGCACCGAGAAGAGCUGCGGAGGCAGCAGCAGCUGGAAGCUGAGGACCCCUACGUGGAGGCUGAUCAGGACCUGCACUGGCGGGUGGAGCGGUCAGUGGAGCCGCCCACAGAGCGGCCCGGGGAGAGGCGCAUGGCAGAAAUGAAGAAGCUGUAUGGUGCUGAAGCUGCCAAAAUCCAGGCAAUGGAGGCUGCCAUGCAGCUUGUCUUUGAUAGGAACUGUGACAAAAAGCAGCCCAAAUACUGGCCCAUUAUUCCCCUUAAGCUGUGAGUACCUGCACUGUGCUCUGACGUGGCAGAUUAAUCACACCAGAAAUAAGUAAGAGAUAAAUCACACCAGUGCUACAGGGUCAGGUGCCUCAGGCUGGGCUGCUGAAAGAACAAACUGCAAGUUUGGUUUUGGACUUUAAGGGAGAGUCUGGCAAGGACAGUAUGUAUUUCUUUGGCCUUUUUUCUUUUACAGUGUCUGUCAGUGAUGUUCACAUUCAACACACAUACAGUUGUCAAGUAGUAAUAGGAGGGACAGGAAUAUCAAACCUGUCUAAAAUUCAAUCAUUUGAUACUCACUUGCCUUGACCACACAUGCAAGAAGCAUAACAAUGUCCAUACCCAGUGAACUGGGAAAACUUAAAGCAAUGCAGAGAAGAGAAAGACUUUACAAAUUAUCUGCUCUUCCUGUUUAGGAAUUUGAGUGAUCCCAUUUUUUAGUCUUAUUUAACAUAGUAGUAUUAGGAUCUUGUUUCACACAGCAUAGCUUGAAGUGUUAUGUCUGCUAAUCUUGGAUUUUUUUGAGAAUCAGGAGCCCACUGGCCAAGAUACAACUUAUCAAAUUACCAUAGCCCAGACAUUGGAAUUCUUUUUAAAAGGUUUAUAAUAAAGCAGGAAGUUUUUCUUCCAGACUGAUACUUGUCUGGCAGGAGUUUGACUCUAAAGCAACAUUAUAUAGAAAAAUGUUUAAUGAAGGGGUGGGAGGAUGGGACAGAGGCCUGAUGUGGUCCUGUCUGUUUGGAGAUGUGUUUAGCAGAAGAGAAACUUAACAGGACACAGUGCUAUUGGAGCCAGUGCCUACAGUGAUUUUUGCCUUUCUAAUAAAAAACAGCAAUGGGCUUGAAGACUUGAAGCUUUAAAGAAGGCUUAUUAGAGUGAUAGACUGUAUCUGACCGAUGUUUACAGAGCUGUGGAAGCCAGGUAGCCCUGUGGGCUAUAUGUCAGAUUUAUGUGCAGGUUUCCAAUGGCCAAGUGCAUAGGACAUGCACAAAAUUUAAGCAUAAGCAAGUAGAUCUGUUUUCAUUCAUCUGCACAGAGAUGUGCCUCUGUGUGUGCUCAUCCAUCUGCACUAGCUGGUUUGGUUCUGCUUCUGUCACUCUUUACUUUGGGCCAGUUGUGUUUGCCCCACAGAGUGAGGCACACUGGUGGUUUGUGUAAAUGAGGCUGAACUGGCCCCUCAAAACCUGUGGCUCCUUAGAAAAUGGUGCCCUGAAUGCUUAAAAGGACUCUCUGCUGAUAAAAUAUCAUUGUGGAUUGAAGGGCAGUAGUUUGUGACAUUGCUGCAUUUCCAUGCCAGGGCAAAGGAAUCGUCUGCUGGUUUCAUAGUGACACACUCAUCUGCCUUCCUGGCAACAGAGGAAGGUUACAAGUAAAAUUUUAACUUCAGUUCAUGCUGACUGAGUGUCCAGAGUUUCUCUGUGGCAUGUGUAGUUUGUAAUGCACUCAGCAGUUGCUGUGCCCUCUGCAGCAGCCAGCUGCAGCAAAACAAGUCUGCAGUGCAGUUUGGAAUAUCUUUGCUUUCAGUAGUAGUUACUGUUUUUUCAAAGCAGAAUUUCCAUGUCAGUUCCACAUCUUUCACAGAUGAAGUUAAACUGAACACUGAAAUGAAAAAGCCUCCAGUUUCCAAGACUUACUUCUGGUGUGAUUAAUCUGAAAAACUUCAAUGAGACAGGAGAGAGAAAAGGAUUAUUAACAGUUCUGCAUUUGUUGUCACUAUUGUUUUUGGUGGGUUUUGUCAAAAAUUCAGUGUUUUGUUUGGGUUUCCUUCCUUUGACCAAAUAAAUUUUCUUCUUAACACCUUGUAAA